Diospyros lotus (date-plum) is the source of this 585-nucleotide messenger RNA. RefSeq lists its product as uncharacterized. The transcript has a single exon. The coding region runs from base 1 to 585 and encodes 194 amino acids. NCBI's taxonomy places the organism in Eukaryota, Viridiplantae, Streptophyta, Magnoliopsida, Ericales, Ebenaceae. The record is from RefSeq and is a predicted model, not a curated record.
AUGAAAGUUCUUUUGGGCUCACUCGACAUAUGGGAGAUUGUUGAAGAUGGCUAUGAUGAGCCAAAGAAUGAGACAGAUGAAGCCGCACUAACUGCUGGGGCUAAGAAAGAAUUGAAGGAGCAAAGGAAAAAAGACAAAAAAACACUUUAUACAAUCUAUCAGGGAGUUGAUGAAAGCAUGUUUGAGCUAAUUUCCUCAGCCACUACAUCCAAGGAGGCUUGGGAACUUCUCCAAAAGGCAUUUGGUGGUGUGGAAAAGGUAAAGAAAAUUCGUCUCCAAACUCUUCGAGCACAAUUUGAAACAUUGCGUCAAGAAAAAUUAGAGUCAAUUUCUGAUUAUUUUUCUCGAGUGAUUUCUAUUGUCCACCAACUAAGAAGAAAUGGAGAGAAAAUAGAUGAUGCUCGAGUCAUGGAAAAAAUUUUGAGGUCACUUGACUCAAAAUUUAGUUUUGUGACGAUCAUCAUUGAAGAAUCAAAAAAUAUGGAGGAGAUGAAUGUGGAACAAUUGAUGGGCUCACUUCAAGCAUACGAGGAGAGACUCAAGGGAGAUGAAAAACCCCUUGAACAAGCAUUGCAAACCAAGUAA